This is a messenger RNA of Polychytrium aggregatum, 763 nucleotides long. RefSeq lists its product as uncharacterized. The record is from RefSeq and is a predicted model, not a curated record. Lineage: Eukaryota; Fungi; Chytridiomycota; Chytridiomycetes; Polychytriales. The transcript has a single exon. The coding region runs from base 24 to 704 and encodes 226 amino acids.
CUCCUCCCCAGGACUUUUCGUCGAUGCCACACCCAAGGGCGAGUGAAAGCAGACCCCAGCCGACGAUUGACAAGGCACACAGCAUUGGUAGCACUGAUAUAGCCAAGCUGGCGGAGAACACUCUAUCAUCCGACUCGUUGGUGGCACCCAAGCACUAUCCCACGGCUGCCAAUAUCUCCAGCUCUCAGCUCCUGGACGCUUCUCUGCGUCAGUUUACGCCGUACAUGGGUGUCUCAAGUUGCAAUUACGCCCCAUCGGAGUUGACCCCGACAAAGUCAAAGUCUAUAAAAGCCACGACACCCACGACUCGAUCGCAGCAGCUCAGUCCCGAAGUCGGUCCACGCCGACCUUCCCGAUCUAGUCCCAACACCCAGCAAAACCAAGACGACGAUAUGCCACCUACCAGAAGCCCCAGAGCCGAAGAUAUCAACAAUCUCCGCAUGCAGAUUCAGGGGCUGCAGCAUCAGCUGGACAACACAAAACAGGACGCCAGCACACACUCCACCCCUUCAUCCCUCUGUAGAAGUGCCGCUGAGAAGCCUACAAAGCCCAAGCACGGAUUGCUUCACAAACUACGCAGGCUCUUCACGAGACCAGGAUCCAAGCACGACUCCAAGCCGGGGUCUUUGUCUGUGACAGACUCCGAACCAACCUCGGUUCCUACAUCUGUGUCGGUUCCUGUCCGAGGAUCUGAUCGAGUAUGAAUGUCUGCGUUGCUUAUGUCCUUGAAUAGAGCUUGCACAAGCACAAGCACGCACGGCCG